This is a messenger RNA of Megalobrama amblycephala (Wuchang bream), 7563 nucleotides long. It is a transcript of the gene ptbp3, whose product is annotated as polypyrimidine tract binding protein 3. The transcript is spliced from 14 exons. Gene Ontology annotation, biological process: regulation of RNA splicing; mRNA processing. The record is from RefSeq and is a predicted model, not a curated record. Gene Ontology annotation, molecular function: mRNA binding. Gene Ontology annotation, cellular component: nucleus. Bases 160 to 1797 code for a protein of 545 amino acids. Lineage: Eukaryota; Metazoa; Chordata; Actinopteri; Cypriniformes; Xenocyprididae.
GUGUGUGUUCACGUCAGGAGCAGGAAGUGUGUGCGUGCCUUUGUGCUUGAGAGAGUGAAUUUGUGUUGGGGAGUCGAACUGUAGUAACAGCAGCACCCGUUUCUUCAUUUUCCUGUGCUUGCAUUGUUAUUUCACCUCGCCUCUGUUUUGCUCUGUGCGAUGGAUGGGUAUUGGGCAUCUGGAGAGCCUCCUGUUUCCGCCUCCUCGUGUUGCUGUACUACCAUGAGCAGUUCCACUCCAUCCACAGCUAAUGGCACUGACAGUAAAAACUAUAAAGGAGACCGAUCUCCCUGUGUCCCCUCCCGUGUCCUCCACGUCCGCAAAGUUCCCAUCGAAGUGUCUGAAGCAGAGGUCGUCUCACUAGGAGUCCCUUUUGGCAAAGUCACCAACCUGUUGAUGCUUAAAGGGAAAAACCAAGCUUUUAUAGAAAUGGCUUCUGAAGAAGCAGCCAUCACCAUGGUCAACUACUACACCACAGCCACACCCCAUGUCCGCAACCAGCCCGUCUACAUCCAGUAUUCCAACCACCGUGAGCUCAAGACUGAUAAUCUGCCCAAUCAGGGGAGGGCUCAGGCUGCUCUGCAAGCUGUCAAUGCAGUGCAUUCUGGGAAUAUGAGUCUCUCUGGGACUGCGACAGCCAGUGAUGGCGGAAUGAUGCCUGGACAAAGUCCUGUGCUUCGCAUCAUCGUAGAGAAUCUCUACUACCCAGUGUCUCUAGAAGUGCUACACCAGAUCUUCUCAAAAUUUGGAACAGUCCUGAAGAUCAUUACCUUCACCAAGAACAACCAGUUCCAGGCCUUGCUACAAUAUGCAGAUCCAAUGAACGCACAUCAUGCCAAAAUGGCUUUGGAUGGGCAGAACAUCUACAAUGGCUGCUGCACUCUGCGUGUUGAAUUCUCCAAGCUGACCAGUCUGAAUGUGAAAUAUAACAACGACAAAAGCAGGGACUUCACACGUCUAGACCUUCCCUCCGGGGACGGGCAGCCUACAAUGGACCCCACCAUGCAGACUGCUUUUGGGGCUCCUGGGAUCAUUUCCUCUCCAUACCCCGGGGCGGCUGGUUUCGCCCCCGCUAUCGGUUUUCCUCAGGCAGUCUGGUCAGGUCUGUCUAUGCAGGCGAUGCCUGGUGCUCUGGGACCUCUCACCAUCCCUUCAUCAGCAAUGACAGGACGGAUGACCAUCCACGGCAUGACCCCCACUACCAUCCACUCCGUGCUCCUCGUCUCCAACCUCAACCCCGACAGUAUAUCACCACACGAACUCUUCAUUUUAUUCGGAGUCUACGGAGAUGUUCACAGAGUCAAGAUUCUGUUCAACAAGAAAGAGAAUGCCCUAAUACAGAUGGCAGAUGCCACGCAAGCCCAGCUCGCGAUGAGCCAUUUGAACGGUCAGCGUCUGUAUGGUAAGGUGAUCCGUGUGACCAUCUCAAAGCACCAGACGGUGCAGCUCCCCAGGGAGGGUCAGGAGGACCAGGGCCUGACCAAAGACUUCAGUGGGAGCCCGUUGCACCGCUUCAAAAAGCCCGGCUCCAAGAACUUCCAGAACAUCUUCCCCCCCUCCGCCACCCUGCACCUCUCAAAUAUCCCUCCCUCCACCACAGAUGAUUUUCUGAAAGACCUGUUUGCCAGUUCUGGAUACACAGUCAAGGCCUUCAAGUUUUUCCAAAAGGACCGCAAGAUGGCGCUGAUCCAGCUGGGUUCGGUGGAAGAAGCCAUUCAGGCUCUUAUCGUCCUCCACAACCACGACCUGGGAGAGAACCACCAUUUGCGAGUGUCCUUCUCCAAAUCCACCAUUUAGCAUCCCCUUCACUACAAAUGCACCCUUUCCCCAUCCUCCCCGUUCCAGCCCUUCUACCUUCAGCAGUCUGACUGUUUCAUUCAGAGAAAAAGACUGACUGACAAACUCAAAAAAAAAAAAAAAAAUUACAGAUAUUCAUGGGGUAGUUUUAGAAAUUUUCCCAAAAAACAAAAAAAACAAAAACAAAAAAAAACAAGCAAAUAAGAGACUACUGCAGAACCUUUAGACAGUCUGAGAGUGUGUUUUACUCUCACGACACCAGGGCUGGAGACACAUGGGAUAUCCAUGACAAUGUGACGUUUCUGGGAACUUCCGUGUCGAGGAAGUAGGACUCCCUCUAUGGUCUAUUGGUGAGGACUUUGUUGAUGUGAAACGCAAACUAACAUGAGGUGAACAUUCUCAAAAAAAAAGUCAAUGCUGAGGAAGUUUCUUCACCGCACACUUGCCGAUUACAUUGGAGACUGACACUCCUGUAGCCCAAUGGCCUUGUUACCCCAGACCCCAGUGAGGGCGGAGUCUCUUCUGUGCCUCCCCCAAAACCCACACCUUCAUUCUCAUUUGCUGUUUUAAUGGAGAGCCCCAUUUCCUGUGGGAUGUUUUGGACGCACGGUCACCGUCGUUGAAUGUCGCUGACAUCAUCAUUAAGGUGCUGCUGGAAAAAAAAAAAAUCUGUAGCGAUGGCCUCAAACAAUAGGCUUGUGCUUUUCUUCUGAGUAGCAUUAAAAUAAGACUGCUAUGGAUUCAAGAAUGGGUGCAUUUAAAAUUCAAUUGCAGCUGUUUCGGCUUACAAACCUUUUGUUUCUCGGCACUUUGAUUGAUUUGAAUUGAAGACAGGCACCGUGGGGAAUGUUUGGCAUCCUCAUAUCUGUUUACUGUGCAAAGAUGUAUAGCCAGAUGGUAGGCAUCUGUGAAUAGAUAGUGAAUGGCGUGAUGUUUUUUUUUUUUUCUUGUAUAAUGGAAAUUUUUUAUUGGACAGACCAGCCUUUCGUGGGCUCUCUGCACCUGCAAAGCUGUCAGAGAACAUCUGCGUGCAAUGGCGCACAAUGUCGUUGUCCAGUCGAUCGGGUUCCUCUGAACCGGGGCGACUGUUUUCAAACAUGCACGAUCAUUCCGGAACACUUACGGCCAGCUGUCAACCCUACUGGAACGCUCCAAUCAGCAACGCCCAGCCUGAUAGGAGGCUCCGCCUCCUCCUAAGUGAAAUUCUCAAUGUGAAUGGUAUAGCCCGUGAUCUCGAUGGGAAAUUGACGAUUUCCUCCAUUCUGUUCCCCUUCUUGCUCUUAGUUGAGUCUUUUCUUUUCGUUCUACUUAUUUUCUAUCUUUCCACACAGGGGCAGAAGGUUCUAUCCUCUGUUCUUUCACUCCUCGGCUCUGUCCACAGGUGUGAGAGUUUGCAGCAAUGGGCACUGUAGAAACCGUAGUGAAGCCCAUUUAGUCACAGCAAAAAAAGAGGGCGGCACUCUCUUUUGCCUUGCAGUCCCUUACUAAAUGCCUCUGCAUCUGAGCAAACCAAAUAUUAACGGAUUGAGUGAGUCGAAUGACACGGAGAUACCACCUAGUUCCCAAAACCUAGUGAGCUGCUACUUAGGCAGCUGCCUUCUAAGGCAGUAUCCUAAUCGCCAUCAAAGCCCACAAGUGACUGAUCUGUAAUGCUCUAGAACUGACUAAUAGCACAGAGGUCCACAGGAUAAUCGGCUCCAAUAGAGUCCAGACCAGAGGUUUUCUUCUAGAGGUGGAGAUUGGAGAAGGUAAACUCUGAGUCUGUAUCAUUGAAAAAAACUGUCAAUGUGAGUCUUGUAAGCCAAUAAUACAAAGACCCUGAUAUCAUGGAAAUACUCACUCCAAAACUGGCAUCUCCUCCAGGAGGAGGCAUUCUGAUUUUAGUAGAGUUAGAUGUUAGCAUGUUGUUAAGGUAACUCCAAUUGUAGAAAUACAUUGCACACGCCAAUAUUGGCUUUCCUUGAGCUCAUUACAGUGAUAGAGUUCGAGGUUAGCAUGUUGCUAAGCUAAUAAUGCGGUAGUCUAACACUGUGUCUAAACUGGACACAAAGUGAACCCAUUAUAAUUGGUUAUACAGUCUAUGCUGGAUGCAGUGUGACACAACACAGACAGUAAACAGAUGCCUGUUCUGUUUCUAAGGCACUCCAUGUGCUUGUGCUACUUCUGACAACUUUCGCUUUGAUGUUCGUUGUAGAAAACCUCAUGCUGUAAUAAAUGUAAAAAUUCAUAGCGCAUACUUAAUAUUUGCUUGUGCUAUGUAUUGCAUAGACUGUCUCAACAUUAGCUUAGCAACAUGCUAAUAGCAAACUCACUUUAGUGGAAUCAGUUGAUUCAUAUAAUUGAUUAAUUUUAGUGUUUUUAGCCUGAUUCAAACUCUAGUUAAAUUAAUCAGUUUUUAAUUAAACAAUAUUAUAGAUUUUUUCAGUAUUGAAAGAAUUCAAAGUAUAUUCAUAAUCUUAAUCAUAAUCGACAUUUGUGUUGAUUCGCCCUCCAUUAUGAAUUUGAAGGAGCUUAUCAGAGUACAUUCUGGGAUUGCCUUAUCCACAAAAGAUACAUGCAAUGCUGCCUUAGAGUUUGGCCAAAAUUAGAUAUCUUAGAAGGCUGGAACAGCCUUUGUGUCGGGAUCGCGCCUGUGAUGCCUUAAAAUGUUGUCUAAGUAAGCAGCUUACUAGGUUUUGGAACAUGGCAAUGGUGAGCACAUACAGAAGCUGAUCCUGUACAUGUAUGUGAUUAACCGGCUGUAUCAGGACGCUCUAGGAUAUAUGAUGUCUCCCUUGUGCGUACGAGCGAGGUGCUGUCUCAUUUACUGAAAAUCUGGCCUUAACAUUCCAAGGAGGGUCACCGUAGACCCAUUGAGUAGCAUCUAAAGGGAGCAGCUUCUGUGCCUGUGCGCUAUAUCCUCUGUCGAAGUUCGUUUGAAUCACAGUUAUGAAACAAAUCAACAAUCUUCAUGUUCAUGCAAGGCAAGGGACAGUGACUUUUUUUGUCUUUGACUGAUUUCACCUGAAGCGAUUCGAAACUUCGCUUUCACUUCUCAAAAGAAAUUGAAUUUUGUUGAAGUUUACAGUCUUAAAGCAAAACUAUUCAGGUCUAUAUAUCUUAAGGAUUGUCAAGAUUUUUUGAGAAAAAAAAAAAGUUACUUAUUUUUGGUAAUUUGUUCUUUUUUAUGGAAGAGAAAAAAAAAUCAAAUUUGAAACCUCAUCGGGUUUUUGUACCACUAUAAUCAUUCAAGAAAUCAUGGUGAAAAAAAAAAAAAUCAUAUUUACUGUGUAUUUACCUAAUUUCUUAUUACGUGCCUUAUUAUGUGUUCAUAAUCAAAUAGGUUUUAGAAAUUUUACCUGAAAUAUCUUAUGUACUAUUUUGUGGGAUUGGUGAGAGGGUUGAUUUAUUUUGAUCUUGAUUUUUCUUUCAUUUUUUUGUUGUGUAGCUCUUAUAGAUGUGCAUUUUGUGGGGACUCAGUACCAUGUGGUCUUAAUAUGAUAUGAGAUGUAAGUUAUGAUGUAUGGUGCUGUGAAUGCUCUUAUUAGACAAAUGAACGGUGAACUCAACAAUGUUCAGAGCGUGCUGUGGGUCUCUAUUCUCCCUUGCAGAUGUGUACAUAUGUGUGCUAGACCAGCGUACCAUUGUUACAAACAGCCUUUCUAGGCCAAGUCCCUCCAUCUCUGAUAUAAAUAUUUCACAAUCAGAAACCAAAGUUGCUGUAAAAUUGCAUAUUGUUCUGAUUAAAUAGUAUACAUUUCUGAGCACAUCUGUAAAGUUUUUUUUUCUUUUCUAAGUGAUCACACACCUGGCGAACGACAAAAACGGGUGACUUGCAUUGAUGGAGGCACCCAUUGGAGUUGGGCUCAUUUUUUUUUUUUUUUUUUUUUUUACUUUGGGCCAGUAAGUAACCACAUCAGGACACCAUAGCAAUGCAUUAAAACCACUCCGAACAUCUUUGCAACCAUAUAGCAACACUCUAAUGUGAUGUUGGCGAGUUUUUCAGUGAAAACCCGUGGACUAUGAGGCUCGAUGUCCUCUUCUAAUAUGAUUACGAUCCGUGUAAAUUUGCCUCACGGAGACCCAGAAGCCCACAGCAUUCCCUCUGAGUGUUCAGGUCUGCCUUCCGUUUUGCUAUGGAGUGAUGCUGAUGUCUGAGACCUCCACCUGUGUGUGUGUGUGUUUUGGAGUAUCUUAUUUACUGUACCUUAUAAUUGAUUCAUUUUAGGGGUUUUGGCCUGUUUCGUUCUUGCUCUGUUGUGAUACUUUUUGUUCUUUUUUGGGGGUUUGUUGAUUUUCUUUAUUAAGAGUGUGAAAACUGGUUCAAGAUUGUUGUCUGUCACUCUGCCUCUUCACAACAGCAGUUCUGGGUCCGUAACGUCCACUGAUGUGUGCGAGCGGGAGCGAUCGCUAGAGGUCGGGUCCGUCGGAAGCGUUCGGAAGGUGAAAAAAAUAUAUAGCGGCCGUGUAGCGGAGCGUCGAUCUGCUCCCGGCCGCGAUGCUUUUUAUUUAUCAACAGGAGAAAAGCCAGACUCCAUAAACGUGUCACAGAAGUCAUUCGAUUUUGUUUCUCAAAGCAAAAUGUUUCCAACCACGUCUUGACUCAGGCAACAACGUUCCGCUGUGUUGUAAGACAUUUUCUCGUCGAUAUCCGCGCUCAUUCGAACAGUUCCACACGUGUAUGGUUUUUUCCAGGUUUUUUACUGAAAAAGUCACAAAUAAUGCAGGACCAAAGUUUAUGUGCCUUUCAUCUAGCUUAUUUGUAACUUAUUUCCUGGCUGUAUAUCAGAAACCGACAAACUUCUUGUAUUUUCCACUCUCGAUCAUGUUACGAGUCUGUUUUCCACGUGUCUCGCAGUCUGUUCUCGGUUUGUUUCCCUCAGAAAGGUCAAGCCAUAUCCUUUCCCCCCCUCGAACUAGACUCAUUUACGAUUGUGAAUGUGUUACCGGGCCCUUACGACUUCAUUCGAACAGCCUUAUGCUUUCAGUAUUUCAUGAAUAGCUCCGGAUAGUCGCCACCAUCUGGAUAAGCGGUUACACUUUUUGUCUUAUUUCGUCAUCAGUUCCAUUAAAAAGCUUUACUCUAAAACGUACGAGACCAUAAAGAUAAACCAACCACUGAAACCAAAGGACUUGAUUGAAUUGGAAAUGAUGCAGCACUGUUCAGACUGAGAUAUUUUAUUGCUUUAUUACGAUGCAAUUGACCCUUACAAUCUCAACUUCAAAUUUCAGCCAUAAUGCUUUCUAUUUUCUUCUCGAGACUAAAUUUAUGGGCUACGAAUAUGCUAAUUGACCUGUAUAAUUUGCAUAAAAGGGAGGGGCUAGACUAAAUUAGCUAACUGAGGUGUCGCUCAAGCACAGCGCACAUACAGAAGUGCCUGAGUUGAUCUCAGGAUGCUUUGAAAUACAUAAUUUAUAGUUUUUAUGAAUGUUUCACUACCAAAAGGAAACAAAUGCUGUACAUAUGUGUUCCCUAAUUUUAUUUUAUUGUUUUUUUUUUUUUUUAACCUGGCCAAAAAAAAAAAAGAAAAAAGAAGAAAAAAAAAAAGGUUUUAGGGAACAAGAUACAAACACAACAAUAUGAACUGGUUUUUAUAUUUAUGGAAAUUAACAUUAAAAACACAAUUUGUCUUCUGUAUUUUGAUAUCAUACCAGUAACAGCUUUCAUUUGUAAAGCAGUUUAUGUGACUUGUGGGAAUUGGGGAGAGACAUGAGCGUAUCCAGUUUAUGAGUUUGAUGUAAUAAAUGCAAAUAGAAGAUAAACUAUUAAAGAAACAUAUUUUCUAA